This is a messenger RNA of Monopterus albus (swamp eel), 1595 nucleotides long. Its product is annotated as LIM/homeobox protein Lhx8. The coding region runs from base 81 to 1163 and encodes 360 amino acids. Gene Ontology annotation, molecular function: DNA-binding transcription factor activity, RNA polymerase II-specific; RNA polymerase II transcription regulatory region sequence-specific DNA binding. The transcript has 9 exons. The record is from RefSeq and is a predicted model, not a curated record. Gene Ontology annotation, biological process: forebrain neuron development; neuron differentiation; regulation of transcription by RNA polymerase II. NCBI's taxonomy places the organism in Eukaryota, Metazoa, Chordata, Actinopteri, Synbranchiformes, Synbranchidae. Gene Ontology annotation, cellular component: nucleus.
AGAGCGAUCCUACAAGAGAAAGAAAGAAUCUGUACUUCCAACUUGUAACUGGGAAGGAAGCUUUACUCCUGGACGUAGACAUGCGCUGGAAAAAUGAAGUAAAAGUAGAGUGCUGCAUUGUUAGCGAGAACGACAACGAGUCUCUGUUGUCCAACGAUGAGCUUCUCGUCAUGUGUGAAGAUUGCAGAGGAGACCAAGAGCUGCUAGACAAAUGCACUGAGGACAGGAGAGUCACAAUGGGCGCGCCGGUGGAAGUUUUGGAUGAAGACGGGUCGAUGGCAUCUGCACCUCUGUUAGGUAGAACAGUGUGCGCGAGCUGCAACGAAGAAAUUGUGGAUAAAUAUUUAUUAAAGGUUAACGACUUGUGCUGGCAUGUGCGCUGUCUGUCCUGCAGCGUGUGCCAGACUUCCCUUGGCAGCCACGCCAGCUGUUACAUCAAAGAAAAAGAGGUUUUCUGUAAACUGGAUUACUUUCGAAGAUACGGCACCUGGUGUGCGUGCUGCGGCCGAAACAUCCACUCCACAGACUGGGUCCGCCGGGCGAAGGGCAACGUGUACCACCUGGCCUGCUUCGCUUGCUUCUCCUGCAAGAGGCAGCUGUCCACCGGGGAGGAGUUCGCUCUGGUGGACCAGAAGGUGCUCUGCAAAGUCCACUACGACUGCAUGCUGGACAACCUGAAGCGGGCCGUGGAGAAAGGGAGCAGUGUUAACAUGGAGGGGGCUGUGCCCACUGAGCAGGAGAUUAACCAGCCCAAACCCUCCAAGAGAGCACGGACCAGCUUCACUGCCGACCAGCUGCAGGUGAUGCAGGCUCAGUUUGCCCAGGACAACAACCCAGACGCACAAACACUGCAGAAACUGGCAGAGCAGACGGGCCUAAGUCGAAGGGUCAUACAGGUCUGGUUCCAGAACUGCCGAGCAAGGCACAAGAAGCAUGUGAGCCCCAACCACACCUCCAGUACCCCCAUGACCUCGCUGCAGCCCAGCCGCCUGUCCCAGCCCACCCCGACCCCUGAGGAGCUGCAGUACACAGCCUACGGUGGCCAGGAGGGGUCAAUGCUCUCCGCACUGCACUCCUUCAUAGACAUGCACUCCCCUCCAUCCAUGUUCCAACCGCUGCUGCCGGCCCAUGCCAUGACCUCCCUUCCUGUAUCUCACACCUGAGCUGCUCACUCACACACAGACACACACAGAGCAGCGUCAGACCUCACCAGUGAUCAUCCGUCAUUAGCAGCAGCAGCAUUCACAUCUCCACGGUAAAUAUAAUUUCAUUUUCAGGGAAGCAUCAAACCUUUUCUUUUCUUAAACUGUCAGUAAUUCAUCAGUUCAUGUUUAUAUUCUUUGAAAGCACUUAAUAUAAUUUACAGUCCUAAAUGUACUGUAAAAUGUGGAAAGGUUUUGUUGUACUUCACAGGACUGUGACAUAUGACAUUAUAGAUUUAUAUUUGUUUGUGUAGUUGGUGACAGUUUGACUGUGCUGUUAAGUGAAAGCCACCAGACCCCAAAUGUCAACUACAUAUGAAGAUGAACCUGAAAUUGUUUGUAUAGCAGUGUUUGAAUAUUGCAGUUUAAUUUAUUUAUUGUAUGUGAAGUCUG